AUGUCAAGCACGCCCUUCAACCUCGCCCACCUGCUCAAGUCCGCAAAAUACAGCGAUCUGAAAGUCAUCUGCCAGGAUCAAGAAUUCAACGUCCACCGAGCGAUCGUGUGCGCGCAGUCCCCAGUUUUGGCCGCGGCUUUCGAUGGCGCUUUUCAGGAAGCAGCGACAUGCACUAUUGUCAUUAGAGAGUUUGAGGCGCGGACGGUUAGACAGAUGAUAGCGUUCUUGUAUACAGCGAGUUAUGAAGAGGAUUUGGAAGAGAGAAAAGAGGAACGAGGAUCUGACCUUGAGGAGGGAGAUGUUGAGAUGGAUGGUAAAGACGAUGAAGGACACGCCUCUCUCCCCACACCAACGAAACCAACAACUACCGACCUCCUACUACAUCACAUGCAAGUAAACCGAAUCGCAGACUACUACAACAUCCCCCCCUUACUCGCCCUCGCAAACACCAGAAUCGAAAAAAUCCUCAGAAAAAAAUGGUCCGCCGAUCGAUUCUCAGACGUCGUUAAAGAAGCUUUCACCUCUAACAACGAUAUCGAAUUACAGGAGCUUAUAUCCUCAGCCGUGAAUAAGAAUAUUGAAGAACUGAUCGAGCGCGAGGACUUCACGGCGCCUGAUAUCAUACGUCACUUCUCACUCAGCAUCAUACGAUACAUGAUCGAAGAGCGAAAAUUGGCAAGGGAGUGCCAUAGCGAGGCUCUAAUGCACGCCCGAAGAAGGGCCUCGUGGAUCGCAAAGCUUGGGUUCAUUGAAAAUUGCCAAAAUGACCUUUGUACAGCUGAGUUUAAUGGUCAGAUCAAGUUAUCUUAUGUUGGUGGCGGUGAUCCAGUGUAUCAGCUUCAGUGUAGAGAAUGCGGCAAGCGGCAUUUUCGAUUGGAUGCCAUAUGA
This is a messenger RNA of Amorphotheca resinae ATCC 22711, 888 nucleotides long. RefSeq lists its product as hypothetical. Gene Ontology annotation, molecular function: protein binding. The record is from RefSeq and is a predicted model, not a curated record. The transcript is spliced from 3 exons. Lineage: Eukaryota; Fungi; Ascomycota; Leotiomycetes; Helotiales; Amorphothecaceae. The coding region runs from base 1 to 888 and encodes 295 amino acids.